Pungitius pungitius (ninespine stickleback) is the source of this 2252-nucleotide messenger RNA. RefSeq names its product small integral membrane protein 14 (gene smim14). The transcript has 5 exons. NCBI's taxonomy places the organism in Eukaryota, Metazoa, Chordata, Actinopteri, Perciformes, Gasterosteidae. The record is from RefSeq and is a predicted model, not a curated record. Gene Ontology annotation, cellular component: endoplasmic reticulum. The coding region runs from base 177 to 494 and encodes 105 amino acids.
GUGAAGAUAGACUGGUUGGCUCACGUGCACCAACAAACGGCGGACGGUAGGUUGUCAUGUCUGCACUUUAAUGGUUUCCGUGCGGGGGACGACAGCGGUGGAGUCCGGGCCCUCUACCGACAUUUAACGAGGCUUUUCAACGUUUACGACCUCAAGGCAACGCAGUCUGCUGAGAAAUGGCGGAGGGAGGCUUUGACCCCUGUGAGUGCGUCUGCAGCCAUGAGUACGCUAUGAGGCGCCUCAUCAACCUGCUGAGGCAAUCUCAGUCCUACUGCACAGACAACAACUGCCCUCAGGAAUUGCCGGGUCCCAAUGGGCCGGUCGGCGGAGGCGGUGACCUGACCCUCCCCACGCUUCUGAUGGGAUGGGCGGUGCUGGCUCUGCUCUUGUUCCUGCUGCGCCCAUCCAGUCUCAGGGGCAGCCGCUCCACAGGCAAACCUACCGGACCCCACAAUAGCCGUGGACGGGAGCCUCCAGCGCCACCUGUUGACUAGCAGUGGAGGGCACGGGCCCUCACCCCCCUGCUCUGACCGCAGUUACAGCCAGCCGGCAACCGUGGCAACGCACCGGACCCAUCACCCCUUCACUCAAAAUGAUCUUUUUCUUUUCAUUUUAUGGCCACGUUUUAUUUGGGGGGGGUCAAUUUGUCUAUGAUUCCCUGUCACUGGAGCCCAACUGAUAUGAGUAACAAAACAAAGAUUUUUUUUUUCCAAUCUUGAAUCAAAAUAAAUAAGUUCUAAAGUUGUUAUUUUGUGUACUCAAAAGGCUGACCGUAUCAGCGGCUUAAUGCAUCAGUUGGGCCUCAUGUGGUAUUCGUAGCCCUGAAUCAGAAGGCUCUGGAGUUGACAGAGCUAAAGAAUGAAGGAAUGUGUCACGUGUGUUGGGGGGGGGGGGGGUAAAUGCUUGCUAGGGUGCUUGCUGAGCGGUGACGGGUGGCGGGUCUUCAGGCUCUCUGAAAACAUUCCUCUCUUUCCACUUUAAAGUUCCAAGCGGUGCCAGUAAUGACAUCAUAUCUCGUUAUGUUUCGAUAGCACAUUUAAACAAGCAGGGCACUUCAUGUAAGGAAUUGAUAUGAACGUAUACUAUUAUGAGUUAACAUUCAACAAUAACAGGGCAUAAAUCUGCGUUUUAAUCCUAUUCCGGUGAUUCUAUGUACUGUCAUUGUUUUGGGGUUAAAAGAUAAAAACUAAAAUGGGAAUUGUACGAUUGAUUGUAGCAGGGGAUCCUAUUUUUGUAUCUGCUGUGUCCUCAUGUUGUGCUGAGUCGGCAGUGUAAAAAAGGUGGAGGUGAGGGCCUGCUACGAGUUUCUACUUUCAGAGCUUCUGGAGGACGACGAUGUCAAACCAAUUUUAAUGAAAGAAGACCCGUCUCAGUGCUGAAACCACUUCUUGCCAAAGAACGGCAAUGUUUGAUUUCAUUUUUGAUUUAAAAUGGUAUUCUAGGAGAGGACAUGGAAAGGAUCUGCAGUGGAGGUUUUCUCCUUAUUGUGGUUUACAGGAUCUGUUGAGCUCUCCUACUCCAGAGCUGCUUAAUGAGUGAGUCAUUUUAUAGAAGGUUUGCAAGCGAGACUAAAGGUUUAAUUAGUGAAGCCGACGAUAUAGUGGUGAAGUCUUCAAUUUGUUUAACAUAUAUGUAAUUGUGGGUGUAUAAUUAUAACAGUACAACACCAAACACUACAAUCUUAAAGUUACGUAAGAAAAUCAAUACUUUGAUACAUUCUCGAGAAAAAAAGGGAGGAUUAUACAAAGUGAAUGUUUUUACUUUAACAUGUAUAUUGUCGUUUGGAUGAUAGAAGGUUUCCUGUGUUGCUCUUCACUGGCCGUAUCCUUGUCGUGCCCCUGUCAUGGCAGCAGGGCUGGUGUGUUGUCUGCGCCUUGAAUUGUGUUUUCAGGGGUACUUGUGAAAUAGAACUUGCAUAGAUUAGACUUUUGUGAUAUACAUGGUAUAAGAGUUUAGAACGUGAAUAUGAUCUGUAAUAGCUUUUUGUUUCCAUAUCAGCAAAUAAUGACCCCUGAAGAUUUAUUUUCUAUGUCUUUAUAGACUUGAGACGGGGCAGGAAGAGAUGGGAAAAGUUUAAUAAAAGAUCUAAUAAGGUGUAUAUAAUGAAGGCGGAAACCAUACUAGGUUGUUGAGAUGAGCUAGUGGACCAUCUGGUUAUGCAGGAGACCUUUAUUUACACUGUUUCUGUCGAAGAAAAAAAGGGCUUCUACUAUGCACUUUGCCUAUAACAAAAUUAAAAUAAUUCAGUCUUA